AUUUGCAAAACCGACAGUUUGCUGCGGUUAUCUUUGGUCACUAGGAAAAAUAUCAUUGAUGUCAUAUUUUGCGAUGGUGCAAUGUUUUUUGGGGUGAUGACACUGUCCAAUAUACUGAACAUCCUGACGUACUACAUCGGUUCGGUUGGCCUCAGAGGCAGUCUUUCCACAUUUACUUGUUGCUUAUCCGUUACUCUCAUCUCUCGGCUGAUGCUUAACCUGCACCAGACUAUCGACACUGGCAUUUUCUCCACUCCCACCCAGGACGACAGCCCAAGCCUCCCUAUCAUCACCACUAGGGUCGACGUAGAGUCUACGAUUUCCUCUCACCAUUAAUAGGCUAGUAUUGGAUUUUGUUUCUAGAUGCAAAAUCUUGUUGGGAGCGGCAAGCUGUUCCUUUAGCGCUUUCCUGCACCGCGCCGGCGGUCAUGAGUACUUAGUAGAAAUCUCAGUUAUUGUAAAUCUUUGGACGUGCCCAACGUAGAUGUGCUCAUUAUCGCCUAAUUAUGCUGCAUAUGCUCGUCUAUAAUACGAUAUAUCUCUGUAUAACCAAUGUAUAAUCCUUGGCCUCUCGUCUCGCAAGUACUGUUGAUGGAAGGUCAACGAUCUACUAGUAGCUGUAUCAUAAGGUGUUUGCUCUUAAAACUCGAUGACUUCAAACCGAUCCAUUUUAUC
Suillus subalutaceus is the source of this 675-nucleotide messenger RNA. RefSeq lists its product as uncharacterized. Lineage: Eukaryota; Fungi; Basidiomycota; Agaricomycetes; Boletales; Suillaceae. The record is from RefSeq and is a predicted model, not a curated record. The coding region runs from base 82 to 336 and encodes 84 amino acids. The transcript is spliced from 6 exons.